Cheilinus undulatus (humphead wrasse) is the source of this 3722-nucleotide messenger RNA. RefSeq names its product ELAV like neuron-specific RNA binding protein 3 (gene elavl3). The coding region runs from base 380 to 1537 and encodes 385 amino acids. Gene Ontology annotation, cellular component: ribonucleoprotein complex. NCBI's taxonomy places the organism in Eukaryota, Metazoa, Chordata, Actinopteri, Labriformes, Labridae. Gene Ontology annotation, molecular function: RNA binding. The transcript has 8 exons. The record is from RefSeq and is a predicted model, not a curated record.
GAAGCAAGGAAUUACACAUAAAAACAGCAGAACCAGAACACCCUCCCCUGGACACACCCUGCUGAGGAUCACUGCUUCUCUUUUUUCUGAACCAUCGCCCACGCCACUCGGAGAGCACACUCUCCCUCAUCAUCAUCCAGUAGAAAACCCCUUUCUCCUCAUUUUCAUCCUAUAGAGGACACCUACAAUCUCAGAGGGCUGAGAUUCCCUGGUGAAGAUUGUAUUUUUUCCUUUUUUUCUUUUUUUUUCUUUUUAAUUUGGACUCCUGACAGAACAUAAGGGCCAAAUAAUAUAAAGGCCGAAGAGCAAACACAGACUCUGCCUUCAGCUUCAAGACCAGUGCAAAGAAGGACCUAGAUUUCUUUAUUGUACGUCAAGAAUGGUUACUCAGAUAAUCAGCACCAUGGAAACCCAGGUGUCUAACGGUCCCAGCGGAACCAGUCUGCCAAACGGUCCAGUCAUUAGCACCAAUGGCUCCACAGAUGACAGCAAAACUAACCUGAUCGUCAACUAUCUGCCUCAGAACAUGACCCAGGAAGAGUUUAAAAGUUUGUUUGGUAGCAUCGGUGAGAUUGAAUCCUGCAAGCUAGUCAGAGACAAGAUAACAGGUCAGAGUUUGGGAUAUGGCUUUGUAAAUUAUGUGGAUCCAAAUGAUGCAGAUAAGGCCAUUAACACACUCAAUGGUCUCAAGCUGCAGACUAAAACAAUCAAGGUAUCAUAUGCCCGGCCAAGCUCAGCAUCUAUUCGUGAUGCCAACUUAUACGUGAGUGGACUUCCUAAAACUAUGAGCCAGAAGGACAUGGAACAGUUGUUCUCCCAAUACGGUCGCAUUAUCACAUCGCGCAUCCUAGUGGACCAGGUUACAGCAGGUAUAUCACGAGGAGUGGGCUUCAUCCGGUUUGACAAGCGAAAUGAAGCCGAGGAGGCCAUCAAAGGUCUGAACGGACAGAAGCCUUUGGGUGCUGCUGAGCCAAUCACUGUCAAAUUUGCCAACAACCCCAGCCAGAAGACAGGCCAGGCCUUACUGACUCAGCUGUAUCAGACUGCUGCCCGCCGCUACACGGGGCCCCUGCACCACCAGACUCAGCGUUUCAGCAUGAUCCCUUCACUUGGAAAGGGACCAGAUCCAAAUAACAGCUCAAAACCAAUACUCGACAAUUUACUAAACGCCAGCUACGGAGUCAAGAGUUCUCCUGCUCUCUUCCCCAGAUUCUCCCCCAUCACCAUUGACAGCAUGACCAGCCUGGCCGGAGUCAACCUCACUGGUCCAACUGGAGCUGGCUGGUGCAUCUUUGUAUACAACCUGUCCCCUGAGGCGGAUGAGAGCGUCCUGUGGCAGCUCUUUGGGCCCUUUGGCGCUGUCACCAAUGUCAAGGUCAUCCGUGACUUCACCACCAACAAAUGUAAGGGCUUUGGCUUUGUCACCAUGACCAAUUACGACGAAGCUGCCAUGGCUAUCGCUAGCCUUAAUGGCUACCGCCUGGGUGACCGUGUGCUGCAGGUUUCCUUCAAAACCAGCAAGCAGCACAAGGCCUGAGAGAGAGGCUGCUGGCACCAGCUCCUUCGACCUGCAGGGAGAGCUACAUGAGCUCCCUCUGCCAUCACUCUACAUGGGCCUGGACUGAGUCUCUCUCUGACACAUUCUCACACAAAUUCAUAGUAUAUUACCCUUAACACAAACAUACAGACACACAUUCGCACAUAUGACCAAACAUAUCCACACAUAAGCAUACACAAGUCAGAGUUUCAAACAAACACACUAGUGGAGUUUUUCUUUUCUCUUUACGCAACAUGCUAGUCCUUCCCUAUAUUUGCCUGGAUUGAAUUAGAAGGGGUACGUAGCUGGUUUGUUGGGUAGGGGUAAGAGCUAUCUAUGUAGGAGACAGUCUAACGAAUGUGACAGAGAAUGUGUACUGAGUGCUUUGAUUGAAUUCAGGCAAAUGAUAACUGAUGAAGAAAUCGAUCAAAAAUGAUAGAAUAUGUGCAAUUUACCUAAACUCUUACCCCAUCAUCUCUCCCAUUAUCUUGCUGGAGAGGAUGUAGUCACUUUUUUACACUUGGGCAUUUUGAAUCAGCGAUUUUUUUUAGAUCAAAGAAAAUGAAAUUAAAAACAGUGUUCUCUUAUAUACGUCUAUUUAAAAUAUAACUAUAUAUUCAAUAUUUAAGGUGGUUAUAAUAGCCGAGUAUGUAAGCAUUUUCUAGAAACUUUGACUACUGUUUCCUGACCUUCAUUAGGUGGUGCCUAGUGUAAAGGCAGUUUCUCUACCCUAUGUGAGCUAGUUAGCUCAGACCCAAAUAGAUUUAGGUCAACCAAUGAAUACUGGUCACAGAGAAGAGUAGUCCGAAGGCCAUCAGAAUCACUCUUUCCCUCACAGUCUCACAUUGAACAACACAAUAGUACACUUAUGUAUAACACAAACACAGAUCUAAGUCUAGGAGAUAUAUAAAUAUUUAGUUCACAGAAAAAAAGUUCCUGUAUUUCUUUAAACCAAUCUUCAGGAUGGUUUUCACACAAGCAGACAGUCUGUAAACUUAGAGCAGAGUGGCAGUGCUCCCAUGCUGACAGCGUUCAUUAGUUAUUCUCUGGUGGGCAAGAGAGCGAGGGGGAACGUUUUUCACCACAGCACAGCCACAGCCAAAGAAAAAUACCGGUGUUUUUUUUUCUUCUUCUUCUGCACCAUUUCUUCACUGCACCUGUACUUUAGAUUCUCCACAAGCUAGCCAUUUUUAAUCAGAGGGCUUGGUCAGACAUGAUUUGGGUUGACAUCUUUUUUCAUCAACCCACCCCAUUGACUGAACAACAGUCCUGACAGGUCUGUAGAGAAACAACAAGGAUGAGCAAAAACCCAAGAGCACCGGUAUUAUUCUUCAGUCUAGAAGUUUGAAUACUUAAGGUCAAGUUUCACCAUUCAGAUAUCCAAUUAGAAACAUACAAAGAGCAGAUUAAUAGAACUUUACUUCCAAAUAAUGGACCAUUUAAGUUAUUUAAUAGUAAGGUAUGUGAGCGGUGUUACCUGACUAUGAGAUAAAAAAAGAUCACCUUCCCCUGAGGAGAAAGAAUACCACUUCCUUUAGCUUCACAAAAUGUUUCUCAAUGUUAUUUAAAACCCCUCUAUUCUCUUAAAAGCCUCCCAGAAUAUUGGAACUCCUGCCCUCUAAAAAGAUGACUGUGAAACAUCAAGCCUGCAGAUUAUUGUCAUAAUUAUACUUCUGUUUACAACAGAUGGGUUUUUAUUUAUUUGCUUCAGAUCUGUUUGGCCCCUCCACAAAAAUAGCAAUUCUCAAAAUAUCCCUAACCCAACUGCAUGAAAAUUAUUUAUGGCACCCUUGAUGAAACAUUAAUGCCAACCUGUCUAGUUGAAUGUCUGUAUAAGACCAGACCUAGAUUUACCAUGGGGAGAGCUAAUGUCUAACAAUAUCAAGGCAUUUGCACAUGAUAAUAGAUUAAAUAAGGUCAAGUAUAUUCCAGACAUUUUUGCUUUUGCUUUUCUAAAUGACGCUGUGUUAGCCAAAGAGGACGAUCUCUUUGAAAGGAUUACAUUAGAGAUAAAUCUAUUUUUAUACAUACAAAGGAACAAGACCUUGUGCUGAAUUUUUACAGAUUCUUAAGCUUGGAAAAAUUGGGACAUCGCAUGGCUUUAUUUUAAACCCUCUGAUCUUUGCAGAGUAAGGGGGAAUAAGCAUGCGGUGUAAGGGUGGGGAUUUAGGGAGGGGGCGAAGGA